This is a messenger RNA of Alternaria ventricosa, 2028 nucleotides long. RefSeq lists its product as uncharacterized. The transcript has a single exon. Lineage: Eukaryota; Fungi; Ascomycota; Dothideomycetes; Pleosporales; Pleosporaceae. The coding region runs from base 1 to 2028 and encodes 675 amino acids. The record is from RefSeq and is a predicted model, not a curated record.
AUGCCUCGCUCCACCCUCGUCGUCGCGAGUGCAGUCCUCGCACUCCUAUCUCCCCUCGCCCAGGCCAAGAUCAAGAGCGAAAUACGCACGUACCUCUUCACCAGCGACGACUGCAAUGGACCAACUAUCGGCGGCAACGAGGACCUCAAGCCCAACAAGUGUCACGACAUCGUCAGCGGCGCCAACAGCAUGAGGCCUUCCACGAACAAGCACCAGGACUGGCUCAACCAGAUCAACCUCGGACAGCAAGAGUGCUGGGUCGCCACAUACAAGCAUCAUGGCUGCGCAGGCUACCCAUCAAUUGCCGAAGGACUCCCUGGGGCCAUCGAUCAGUGCUUGUCACCACCCGAACAGUUUCUCUCCAUGAUGUUUGGAUGUCGAGACGCGAAGUCAGAGAACUUUACGACUACCGUCGUGGUGACACCACCCACCAUCGUUACCGUAGCUCCGCAGCCGAUCUCAACUUCCUACAUUACGGUAGUUGAACAACCGGCCUCAACCACCAUUACCGUAAUUGAACAACCGGCCACAACCACCAUUACGGUAAUUGAGCAAGCGAAGGAUACCAUUACCGUCUAUCAGCAGCCGAACAAUACCAUUACCGUCUAUCCGCAGCCGAUCACAACUUCCACCGUGGUCACCGAGGUUGGGAUUGUUGGCUAUCUCACGACAUGGAUGCACGCCGGCAGCUCCUUUACCAACUACGUCUCUACUAUCUUGACGACUUCCACCAAGACUUUGUAUUCUACGAAGAGGACCGUCCCCACCUCCAUGGUGACUAUCAUGCCGACCUCCAUAGAGACUAUCACCCCGAUAGAGACCGGAACCGUGCUUCCUAGCUCUCGGCCCCAUACCGUAACCGCCUAUGUCGAAGACAGCCACUACCCCCGCGAGCGUCGCUCCGACCCUCAGCCCGAGGCCCAUGCUCUGGAGCCACGCCGCAGGAGCAAGUGGAAGGGCCCUCGGAUUGGUGUAUGGAUGAAGCACCCUUGGUCUCAGGCGGUCAUUUGCUACGAAUGCUACGCCAAAGCUCAUGACAAUCUGUGGAAGUUCGAGUGCCGCUCUGGACCGAACAACCCCGUCUCAUGCGAGGGCCCGGUACCUGAUCCCAACGAAACCGUCACCAUCACACACACUCCAGAUGUCACGGUAACCCAGGGUGCAGCGAUCACCAGCAUGUCAGUCGUUACAGUAACGGCUGGGCAUGCGAUUACAACGGUCGUCGGCGGCAACCCAAUUCAGCCAAUGCAGACCAUUACGCUCGGCCAGAAGGAAGCCGAUCUGGAACGCCGCUCAUUCCACAGGGCCGUCAGACUCACCCACCCGUGGUAUCCUAACACAGAGAUGUGCGCAGAUGCUGAAUGGGAGGAGCGUGGAUCGAAGGGGUCAGAAGUCCGAAUCCAAAAACCCAAGGAAGACAUGAAGAAGUGCACCCCGAAGCAGCAAGUGCAGUUCAUCGACGCCAAUCCAGAGACGAAGACCAUCGAACUCCCUUACUCUACUGUCUCUGUGAUCUUUAGCACCUCCACGGUUUAUCCUCCGGCUAUCGUCACCGUCGCUCCUCCGUCCGUCGUCACGGUCAUUGGCUCUCAACCCGUGGUUACUAUCACCACCAUCUCGGCUCCUCCCAUGGUCACCGUUACGACUAUCACCGCACCGCCGUUAGUCACCGUCACUCAUAAGUUCCCUCCUGCAGCCGUCACCACAACCAUAAUCGCCGCCCCCGAGCCACCUUGCACCACCGAACCCUACUCCAUCACAACCGUCUACGUCGACCCCGAGCCACCCUGCACCACCACCCCCGCACCUGUUUUCAUUAAAACCGUCACCGUCGCCCCCGAGCCACCCUGCACCACCACCCCCGCACCUGUUUUCAUCAAAACCGUCUUCGUCGACCCCGAGCCACCUUGCGAUACGGUCACCGUCGCCCCCGAGCCACCCUGCGACACGGUCACUGUCGUCGGGAGAUCUGCGCCUACGCCCUACACCACCUUCUACUCAAAGCGCCAGCAGCUGCGCGAUCUCUGA